AUGCAGAACGGCGACAAGGCCGUGAAGUUUUACUAUGUGGGCGAGAAAGGGAGGGAGCAACUUAGGCGAUACAAGUACCAUGGCGCAGAUCACUCGCUUGUCUCUAAGUACAUCCUACAGCCCUUCUGGUCGCGAUUCGUCUUGCUCUUCCCGCUCUCCGUCGCUCCCAACACUAUUACAGUCGUGGGGCUCUGCUUUGUGUUCCUAUCCGUGGGUCUCAGCUGGUACCUGUCUCCGGACCUGCUAGCCCACGUGCCACGCCCCGUUCUCGUCCUCUUCGCUGUCCUCCUGUUCCUCUAUCAGACGUUUGAUGCAGUGGAUGGCAAGCAGGCUCGGCGCACAGGCGCAUCAAGCCCUUUGGGGGAGCUCAUGGAUCACAGCUGCGAUGCUGUAUGCUGCACGCUGGAGGUGCUACCAUUUGCAGCAGCGGGAAUGAUGGGGUCGCACGCGCCUCUCUUCUGGCUCGUUUCCUCCUCCACCUUCUACUUUGCGAGCUGGGAAACGUUCUUCACCCACUCCCUCGUGCUGCCCAUUGUGAACGGCCCCACGGAAGGGCUGCUCGUUCUCUGCUCCUUCUUCCUCUUCACCGCAUACAUGGGUCAGGACUGGUUUCGGGUUCCCCUCUUCCCACCGUCCAGCAUCAUCCACAUGCACACACACAUGCCACUUCUGGCACGCAUUGCCUCGCUCUCUCGAUUGGAUCUGCUGCUGCUUGUGCAGUUCCCUCUCUUCGCCUUCCCCACAGCUGUCAGCAACUGGGUAACGGUGCUGAGAGCAGUGAGGGCCGGGGAGAAGGAGAAGCGCAGGGCGGGGCAACCAGUGCCCUUUGCCGGCACCAUGCUCUUUGCUGCUCUGCUGCUGGUCCCAUAUUUCGCCCUGGCAAGCUUCACAGUUGCCUGGGCAGUACUGUCUCCCUCUGCCAUUGUCCCCACUCACUCGCACUUCUUCUUCCUCGCCCUCUGCUUCUCCUUCGCGCUUAUCGUGGGCCGCAUGAUUCUCGCGCACCUCACUAGGGAAAGUGAAGGGCUACUGGUUGCCAUGCUGCAGCCUCUAUUCUUCCUCACAGUAGCACUCAUCAAUGCGGCCUGGCCCUACUUCACAAGAAGCACUGCUUCUUCUGGGCCCCUUCAAACCCCACUGCCGGAGUUUCCGCUGCUGCUGCUAUAUGUUGCACACACAGGUUAUAUGUACGCCCACUUUGCAGUGGGGGUGUGCUACGACAUUUGUAACACGCUCGGCAUCUACACCUUCCGAGUGGGCAAGAUGAAACAGUGA
This is a messenger RNA of Closterium sp. Yama58-4, 1275 nucleotides long. Lineage: Eukaryota; Viridiplantae; Streptophyta; Zygnematophyceae; Desmidiales; Closteriaceae. The record is from the annotation of a GenBank genome assembly.